Carassius carassius (crucian carp) is the source of this 776-nucleotide messenger RNA. Its product is annotated as B-cell receptor CD22-like. NCBI's taxonomy places the organism in Eukaryota, Metazoa, Chordata, Actinopteri, Cypriniformes, Cyprinidae. The record is from RefSeq and is a predicted model, not a curated record. Bases 1 to 594 code for a protein of 197 amino acids. The transcript is spliced from 7 exons.
AUGACCGAUAUCAUCAGAUCCAUCAAUGAACAUGGAGAGAAAUAUUCUGAUGCUGUGUCUCUGCAUGUCAUGUAUCCUCCCAAGAAUGUCUCAGUGUCUAUAAGUGGAUCAGGUGUAAUAGUGGAGGGAGAUUCAGUGACUCUGAUCUGCAGCAGUGAUUCAAACCCUCCUGCUCUGAACUUCAGCUGGUUUAAGGAGAAUCAAAGCUCAGCUGUUGGAUUUGGACAGAGUUUCAGUGCACUACAGAGUGGACGCUUCUACUGUGAGGCUAACAAUCAACAUGGAUCUCAGAGAUCAGACGCUAUUACUGUCACUGUUAAAGGACGUCUGGUAAAACUGUACAUAUCUGUCGGUGUGAUCUUUGGAGCUGCAGUUAUCAUAACAAUGCUUAUUUGGAGAAGCAGGAUGAAAAAGAGAAAAAACACACUUGAUACUCAGAUUAAUCAUUCCAGGCCUGAUAAUCAAAUAUGUACAGCAUCUGAUGUUGAGUCGACUGAACCUUUAUAUGAGAAUGUUACGAUGAAUCAUUCCAGACCUUGUGAUAUUGAGAUGACUGAACCUGUGUAUGAGAAUACAAUACAUGACAAGCUGUAGUGUUUGGGACACUGCCUUUUUCGUCUCUCUGUGGGAGGAGCCCUGAAUGAUUGACAGUAGUGUCUUGAUUUACAGAAAUGUACUUACCAAUUGGUUUUAUCCAGAGAGACUUGCAGACGAUGAGCCUUAAAUAUGCUGUAAUUUUAUUUGAGUUAAAGCAUUAAAAUAUCUUAUUAAUUGGU